AUGCUUCCCAUUAUACUUUCUUCUCUCCUCUCCCUCCCCCUUCUCACAACCGCAAUCCCACACCCCAACCCCCAAUCACCUAACUGCAUUCCCCUCACCCUCUCCAUCUCCCUCACCGCCCCCUCCUACCCCCUGCUCCUCCCCGCGAUUAAAAAUGGUUAUGAUGCAACCUCUCUCCUCCUCGCCUUCACAGGCCGCGACGCCUCCUCCGACCCCUCUGCCCUCCUUGGGCCCCCAACUAACAUCACCGUUCCUCUCUCAAUCAGCGCACUGUACUGCACACCCACGACCCACUAUAACCCCCAAAAAGCCCCGAAAUUGCAACUUCUCACCCACGGCCUCGGCUUCGACAAAACCUACUGGAACUUCGGCGCACCGAAAACGACGUACAACUACAUCGCUGCUGCGACUGCCGCAGGGUACGCCACCUUCUCCUAUGACCGAAUCGGCACCGGCCUCUCCAGCGUCGAAGACCCCUACAAUGUCGUGCAAACCCCUGUCGAACUCGCGCUCCUCACCCACUUCACCGAGCAGCUCAAAGCCGGCACGCUCUCGCAUCUGAUCCCCAAGCCCUCGAAACUCGUCCACGUCGGCCACAGUUUCGGCUCGAUCCUCUCCAACGCGCUCAUCGCCACCCGGCCCGAGCUCUCCGACGGCGUCGUCCUCACCGGCUUCUCGCACAACACCACCUUCGAGAUCCUAUUCCAGAUCAGCACGGGCUUCCACCUCGCGUCCGAGAACCAGCCCGCGCGCUUCGGCAAGCGCUCCUCGGGCUACCUGACCUGGGGCGACAAGUAUGCGAACCAGUACAGCUUCCUCAAGUACCCCAACUUCGAGCCCGCAGUGCUAGAGGAUGCGGAGGCGAACAAGUUCCCGUUCACGGUAGGCGAGUUCAUCACGUUUGGCAAGGUUCCGUAUGCGGCGCCCGAGUUUAAGAAGCCGAUUUUGAUGAUCGAUGGUGAUUCUGACCUCAUCUUCUGCGGCGCAGACUGUACGGGGAUUCUGGAUGGACCCUACUCGGUUUCGCCGCAGCUGUUCGCGAACGCGGAGCCGUUGGCGUUUUACUUGCAGCCGGAUACUGGACAUGGCAUGAAUCUGCACGGGAAUGCGACGGGGUGGUUUGCGGUUGUGAACGAUUUCCUGGAUAAGCAUGUGUAAAGGAGGAGAAUGCCGAGGUGAAUCGAGAGGGUAAGCGAUUAAUUGAUGGAGGGUAGAGGCGGCAGACGCAUGUUGGGGCGAAAAAAGAUGGUGGAUUAAAAGAGGGCUGGGCGUUGGUACACGAGGGGGGAGGCUUUACGUGGAAAAGUGGAUCUUAGCCCGAAAGCGUGGUAAUAUAGUAGAGGCUUUCACUAGCGUUAAUAC
This is a messenger RNA of Mytilinidion resinicola, 1362 nucleotides long. Its product is annotated as alpha/beta-hydrolase. Lineage: Eukaryota; Fungi; Ascomycota; Dothideomycetes; Mytilinidiales; Mytilinidiaceae. The record is from RefSeq and is a predicted model, not a curated record. The transcript is spliced from 2 exons. The coding region runs from base 1 to 1158 and encodes 385 amino acids.